AUGCAUCGCGCACUCUUAAUCGUCGAGGUCAUCGAGCACGUUUUCGAUUGUCUUGGAGAAGACUUCGACAUACUAUCCGGUGGGGCUAACUCCGGCACCCUCUCAUCACUAGCCAGGACUUGUCAGAUAUUCAAGGAACCUGCCCUCGACGCACUUUGGGAGAACCUGGCUGGCAUUGAACCCCUCAUCAGAUGUUUGCCAAAAGACGUAUGGAGAACAUCAUCCAUCGGAGAACUUGGAUUGGGCCCGGGGCUCGACACAAUAGUGAAACUCAACAGGUCUCUAACUGCUCAAGAUUGGGCAGUAAUUAGGAAGUACACUCCACGCGUGCGCCGCCUGUACCAAGUAUCCGCCGGCAGAGUCUACUCAGGAGAGCUUCUGGAACUUAGCCUGGCACCGCAUGACAUGUUCCCACUCUUGCCGAACCUUCGGCAUCUCCAAUGGUCAUUGAUGCCCUCUGACGAUAUCCCUUUCGUGCGAAUGUUCCUCCCGAGCACUCUUGAGUCUAUCCAAUACGGAAUAAGCAUCCGAUUCUCUGAUCUUCGCGAGGCCUCCCUCCUUUCAGCCCUUGGUUAUCUCAUUCCCCGUGUUCAACAUGUACAGUGUUCGUUGUACCCAGGCGUCCACCGCGGUGUCGAUUCUUUCUCACGUUCUGUGUGCUGCUGGAAGAACCUGAAACUUCUCUACUGUGAAAAACUGACAGAUGAAGCGCUCGUUCACAUCGCUGGACUAUCGACUCUCCAACACCUCGGAAUGACCCUGGGUCCUCAAUCAUCUCUUCAAGGUCUGAGACGUCUUGUUCAAAGUUCUCCCUUCGCAAACCUUUCUAGCCUCUCGCUGGCCACAUGCGAUCUAGACGCGGCAGUGGCCUUCGUCGAUGAGAUGUCAUUGUCGCUCAUUGAUUUCCAUGUCUCUGUCCUGAAUAAUACCUGCUCCAAUCGCAUUGCGGACACGUUCAAGGUCAUCGCAAAGGGGGACCGCGCUUUGGAGAAAGUCAAGAUUAUGAACUGGGUAGGCGACGAAAACUCCAUUGGACCUGAAAACUAUGCGUUCAUCCCUCAAAAAGUCGUCAUGACCAUCUUUACCUUCCGGCCAUUGUUCAAGUCAAAUCACUUGCGGGUGUUGGAAGUGGAUGCACUGUGUUCUCUGGCCCUCGGCGAUGCAGAAAUCAUAGAAUUGGCUCGCGCGUUUCCUCUCCUCGAGAAACUAUCCUUGAACCCCACAUACGGUUGGAGGACUUCUUUGGCGAUCACGCUCUUUGGGCUCUUUUCCGUCGCCUGCCUUUGCCCGCACUUACUUUUUCUCGGGAUCGAAUUUGAUGGCGUGGCAACGGAAAAGACUAACUCUGCACAGAAUGCGCCAUUGAAUGUGGACAUAUUUAGCAACACUGCGAUCAGGAAGCUGAGCGUUGGUAAUUCGACGAUCGAUGACCCUAGGACGGUGGCCAGCCUGCUAUUUCGCGUCAUGCCGAACCUAGAAUGCGUUUCCGGGAGGAGCGUACUGUCGUUCAAUGGAGAAGACAUGGACUGGGCAGGAGAGUACUCGCGAAAUAGCAGGCGUUGGGCGCGGGUUGAAAGAAUCCUAUCUCAUCUUCGUUCAAGAGGCACCAAUGCUAGGAAUCACGAAGACUCGUCGGAUACAGAUGAAGACACGUUCGAGCAAGCAUGGGAGGGAUUUCAAGAGGUCAGCUGA
Molecule: messenger RNA, 1692 nt
Organism: Coniophora puteana RWD-64-598 SS2
Lineage: Eukaryota; Fungi; Basidiomycota; Agaricomycetes; Boletales; Coniophoraceae
Exons: 3
Coding region: 1-1692 (563 amino acids)
Source: RefSeq, a predicted model, not a curated record